CGCUCGAUGCCACGGUCCCCAAAUGGAGAGAAAUAAGCAGGAGAAAAGUGGACGUUUAGGCCAAAAGGUGGCGACGCCGUCCUGGUAGCAAAACCUUGCAAAAGACAAGCGAGUUGCCAGGAAAGUUUUGGCGACGCAAAGCUCUGUGAAAGAACGAUGGCGUCCUGCGAGGAGCAAGUUUGUUGUUUUCGAGACGAGACCGAGUGGCGACCACAACUGCAAAAUGCUGCUGGGACGAUGCUGCACAAAAAUGAUGUACACCGGCUGGUUGGUCAUCGAGAAGAACUCGCCCCUCAGCCACAGGAGGGGAGCUCCCGUUUAGAGGGGCCCCACCAAGAACACAAAAAGGGUCCAGCCAACACCCUCAUGAAAUAUAAAGAGGAGGAUCCAGAGCUCUUCCACAUGAAGGAGGAAGAGGAGGAGACCGAUGUCAGCAAGAUGCGCCUGACUGUCGUCCCCGUGAAGAGCGACGACAGCGCACCCGAGUCGCCUCAGCUUUGUUGCCGCCUUGUAAGACCCCCGCCUGACAAACUCUCUGCGCCGCUGUCAGACAGCGACCACGUGGAAGACGGGAAGGACGCAGACCGCGGAGGUGACGACAAAGCGUUGAAAUCCUUCGACAAGAAGACCGCUGGCAGCUGCUCAUAUUGUGAUAAAACCUUUGCUCAAAAUGGACCUCUGAUAAGACACAUGCGAACACACACGGGAGAAAAACCCCACAGUUGCGCCGUUUGCGGCAAAGGAUUUACCAAUAAAUCCGACAUGGUUCGACACAUGAGAACGCACACGGGAGAAAAACCUUUCAACUGCUCACUGUGCGAGAAAAAAUUCUCUCACAAGGAAAGUUUGGUAGCACACGUGAGAACACACACUGGAGAGAAACCCUUCAUUUGCUCCGUUUGUGGUAAGACAUUCACUCAAAAUUCAAGCAUGGUAGCGCACAUGAGGAUACACACAGGGGAGAAACCCUACAGUUGUUCAGUGUGUGGCAAACGAUUCAUUCUGAAGCCAAACAUGGUGUCGCACAUGAGGACACACUCGGGAGAAAAACCUUACGGGUGCUCGCUGUGUGAUAAAACCUUCUCUUUCAAGUCUUGUGUGGUAACACACAUGAGAACGCACACGGGAGAAAAACCUUUUCGUUGCUCCUUGUGCGGCGAAAGAUAUGCUCAGCGGGCCAAUUUGACCGCACACAAGCGGAUACAUCACACAGAGUGAACGUUUGCAGAUACGCCUUCUUCCUCAUUGGAUAUCUACACGUCGGAUAUAUUUAGUGAUGUACCUCUCAUCGUUUUUGACACUGGAAAAUUGCAAGAGUGACUCUGAUUCGUCAAAAGUCUGACCAAGACAAUGGCCGAGUUGUCUUGAGGAGGUGACCCAAAGGACCAAAAGGAAGAAAAAAGUGUUUGUCACGGAUUACAUUGAACAUUGUUUUAUAUUGUCUCUUUAAAAGUUCAAAAUGUCUCUCCAAAUCAAGCUAAAAGAAGAAGCACGUUUGUUUCAAGCCUCUGUAGAAUCACGUUUAAAUGCGACUGAUCAUUUCUUUCAUUGCUUGAUUGGCUGCACUACAUCUUAUGUCAGUUCGCCAAGUCCUGACAUUUGUUUUCCCCACACUCGUGAAUAUUUGAUGUAAACAUUUGUAGUUGAACAUGGAAGCCACAUUCAACAAAAAUGAAAUGGUCAUAUAAAACCUGACAAAGGCAGCAGCUUCAGCAGAGAACCCCAGACUUUCUUCUCUCCAGAUACUUCCAAUAAAAACAACCGCAUUUGAACUUCA
Messenger RNA from Syngnathus acus (greater pipefish), 1777 nucleotides. RefSeq names its product zinc finger protein OZF-like. The transcript has 2 exons. Gene Ontology annotation, cellular component: nucleus. The record is from RefSeq and is a predicted model, not a curated record. NCBI's taxonomy places the organism in Eukaryota, Metazoa, Chordata, Actinopteri, Syngnathiformes, Syngnathidae. The coding region runs from base 157 to 1218 and encodes 353 amino acids. Gene Ontology annotation, biological process: central nervous system development; regulation of transcription by RNA polymerase II. Gene Ontology annotation, molecular function: DNA-binding transcription factor activity, RNA polymerase II-specific; RNA polymerase II cis-regulatory region sequence-specific DNA binding.